GACCUGACAGUUCCGUGCUCACUAAAGAAUAUUUUGCCCUAACCUUGCUCCACUGGUACCCGCCGAUAGUUACAUGUUCUCAGAAGGCGUCGCUAUGCAGUAUUUUGCAAAUUGACACAUGGAUUUCAGGAUAUAUAGAUAAUCUUGGGUAUCCUAGGUCUAUUAUUCUCUAACUGAGUUGUGUUGAAGGAAUUUGGCAUCAGCGUUACCUGUUUCCAUCAUGCGUGGAACGAAGGUUGCCACACGUGCUUUGCGCUUCAAUGCCUCCAGGAAGUUCGCUACCGUUACUCGGCCUCAAGGGCCAUCAGGCCUGAAAAUAAAUGCCGAGAGACUUUGGGAAACGUUACAUGAGACAUGCAAAUGGGGUGAAGCCCAUCGAUAUGGAGAUGAUCCAAAGGAGACGGGUAUGGCACGUCUGACCCUCAAUGAUGACGACGCACGCAUUCGACGCUGGUUUGCCAAUGAAGUGCAGAAUCUAGGAUGUUCCCUCUCCGUAGACCAAAUGGGAAAUAUGUUCGCACGGCGAUCUGGCCGGCUGAGGUCCCCAGCACCAAUGACUGCUAUGGGGAGUCAUCUCGACACCCAGCCUCGUGGAGGCCGGUAUGAUGGUAUUCUAGGUGUGGUGGGGGCAAUUGAGGUUUUGCGAACGAUGAAAGAGAACAACUUCGAGACUUACUACGAUGUAGGAGUUGUGAACUGGACUAAUGAGGAAGGGGCUCGAUUUCCAAAGUCCAUGUGCUCUUCUGGUGUUUGGGCAGGCAUCAUUCCGAUCCAAGACGCUUGGGACCUGCGCGAUAUUCACGAUCAGAGCGUGACUCUUCGAUCCGAACUCGAGAGACAUGGCUACUUGGGCGAUAUCGCCUGCUCGAGCGAUCCAAAGUCAGGAUACCCACUUGGUGCUCACUUUGAAUUGCAUAUUGAACAGGGGCCUAUUCUUCAAGAGACUGGUCGAUCAAUUGGUAUCGUUCAGGGAGCCCAAGGAUACCGAUGGCUGACCUUGACUGUCAAAGGAAAAGAUGCACACACCGGGACGACUCCCUUGAGCGCUCGCCAGGAUCCAUUACUUGCCGCCUCUAGGAUGAUAGCCGCUUCCAACGAUAUCGCAAAGCGGCACAAUGCAUUGGCCUCAACUGGUAUUAUUAAGGUGCCAUCAAAUGCAUCUACCAAUACAGUUGCCUCCGAGGUGACUUUCACUAUUGAUAUCCGGCACCCACAGGAUAGCACUGUACAUGCUGUUCAGAAGGAAUGUCUUGAAGCAUUCUCUACCAUUGCGUCCCAGGAUGGAAAAGGCGUAUCGUUUGAAUGGACACUAGAUACAGACUCUCCGGCCGUGCAAUUCGAUCGGAACUGUAUAGCUUCUAUUCAAGCAGCUGCAGAAUCCCUUGUCGGACCUGAAAAAUCGAUGCUCAUGACCAGUGGCGCAGGCCAUGAUAGUGUCAACACCAGCAGGCAUUGCCCAUCAGCAAUGAUCUUUGUUCCUUGUCGGGAUGGUGUUAGUCACCAUCCGACUGAGUAUUGUACGCCGGAAGAUUGGUGAGUAUCUCCCCUGAUAGUUUCUGUAUGAGCUCAGAUUUUAACGUAAACAGUGCUCUUGGUGCUCAAGCUUUGCUUGAAUCAGUUGUGCACUAUGAUAAGUUCCGGGCGCAA
Paecilomyces variotii is the source of this 1647-nucleotide messenger RNA. RefSeq names its product beta-alanine synthase. Gene Ontology annotation, molecular function: hydrolase activity, acting on carbon-nitrogen (but not peptide) bonds, in linear amidines. NCBI's taxonomy places the organism in Eukaryota, Fungi, Ascomycota, Eurotiomycetes, Eurotiales, Thermoascaceae. The record is from RefSeq and is a predicted model, not a curated record. The transcript has 3 exons. The coding region runs from base 221 to 1537 and encodes 438 amino acids.